AUGAAACUGCUAUUAUGGACCCUGGAAGCGCGGAAGAGCCUCAACAAAGUGAUCGUCCUACUCAAUGCCCUCGAAGAGCAGAAAAAGAAUGUUACUUAUUAUGCCCUGGACUUAAGCUAUCCAGAGCUGGUGUCAACUCUCAAGUCGAUGCCGCCGGGAAGGUAUGCUUACGUCCGUUACGCUGGCCUUCAUGGCACAUUUGAGGAUGGGCUGAAAAGGAUGAAAACAGAUCCCGAAGUUCGAGAACUGCCGCACUAUGUGCUUUUUCUUAGCUCCGCAGUAGGUAACUCCUCCAGAGAAAACGCUGCCAGCUUCUUGGCGAAUGUAGCGGCUACUUCGCUAUCUGCGCAACCCAAUAAGUGCUCAAUUUUAAUUGGAAUUGACUCUUACAAGAUGCCCACCAAGAUCCUACGAGCAUACACAUCGGAAGGUGUAGUACCUUUCACCAUGUCCGGCCUCAAGUACGCGAGCUCAAUUCUGGCGGAGGGCCUAUCGAUUCGACGGGUGUAG
Messenger RNA from Aspergillus alliaceus, 510 nucleotides. RefSeq lists its product as uncharacterized. The transcript has 2 exons. Bases 1 to 510 code for a protein of 169 amino acids. The record is from RefSeq and is a predicted model, not a curated record. NCBI's taxonomy places the organism in Eukaryota, Fungi, Ascomycota, Eurotiomycetes, Eurotiales, Aspergillaceae.